GUGCCUCUUGAUUCUGGAUAAACUUAUAGGUCUUUACCAGCAAGACUGCUUCUCAAACGACCUUGCCCUACCGACGAGGCUCUCUCGACUCACAACCCAGAACUUGAUAAUAGUAGGGCAGAUUCCCCGGAUGAUGUCUAUAUAAUUUUAUACAUAUUUGUUGUUGACUCGCCGCUCGAUUUGACAGACGUUCUGCAUCCUUCGCUUUUCGACUUGUCCAGUAUCAUCACGACAGCAACCAGUCGGUCUUCAAUGUCGUCGAACAAUCAGACUUCGAUUCCUACAACGGCGGAGUCUCUAUACACCUAUACCGUCGUAAGAUCGCAACAACCACAGGACUUGACACCGUAUAGCGCCGUAUCUUCUUUCAAUCUACCUGCUCGACCUGACACAAACCUCUACACACCCAUCUCAAUAACCAGCUCGCCCGUCAUACCCGUCAAGGCCAACACAACGAUGGACAGUGCAGUGCACAUCAAGAUGUCGCCAGAAAUGUCUCCAACCUCUUAUACCAUGUUCCCUGAAGAAGAGGAUUUUAGCCCCCGAUUCAGUGGCCCUAUGCUUAUGAAAGCCAAGACAUCAUAUUCAGCUGGACUUCACAUUUCCUUGGGCGGUGACUCGUUAGGUCCCGACUCUCCAAACUUCUGUGGCUCGCCACCUUCUCCAUAUUUUGGUUCAUUUGGCGUCUCCGCACAGCCAAAGCACUCAACUUCUCCACCGAGCGCACACCUAAGUCCUCGCAUGCAGCCGACCAGCAGUCAAAGCGAAAACGAUCUCCUCUUGUAUCAACGAGCAUCCAUCCACAACAGCAGUUAUAGACCGAACAUUCAGGCACCUGUUCUCAUUGCGCCUAAUCCGGCAAUCAGGCGGCCAGCGUUUGGAUCAUAUCGGCAGAACUCGCUUCCAUCGAACAGGUCGCCCCCUUCGCAUUCUUUGCAGCACACGAUCUUUUCUCAGGACGAUGCAUUGAAUUCAUCGCGAGGGAGAAAAGGCCAAAGGAAAGCGGAACCUUCUUACAACGACUACCACACCAUAGUCACAACUCCCGAGCUACGGGAAGAGUUGAACGAUCAAGAGUUGCGCAUUCUGGACUUGAGGUACAAAGAUGGAUUGCAGUGGAAGGAAGUUGCAAGCGUGUACUCGAAAGAACACACCAAGAAGACUGCCGUUGCUGCUCUCCAGAUGCGGAGGAGAAGAUUAAUGGAGAGGAUCUCGGCCAAGGCAUACGAAAUUGCCUCUUGUAGUCCAAACACAGCCAAGUGGGAGCCGAUCUGUAGGCAGCUGCAGAGGUAUGCUCAGCGGCGAUCAUCGCGAGAAUCCGCGGAACACCAAAGGAAAUGGGAGGUCCAUUCACCGUAUGGGUCGCAUUAUGACGUGCAACCGAAGCGUGAGAGAACAGCUUCUGAUCUCACUGUUGAGUCGUAUGACCAAGACUCUUGGUCUGAUGGAAGAGAAAGUACUGGCCACAGUCUUCAUGAUAGUGAUCAUGGAGGACUUUUGUCUGCUUUAUCAAGUGCGACAAUGGACGAUGUUCGAAGUCGCGCCACCAGUGAUGCUAGCAUGCAACUACAUAUGCAACAGCAACAGCAACAGCAACAGCAACAGCAACAGCAUCAACAACAGCAGCAGCAACAACAACAACGCCAACAGCACCAAAACAUUCUCUACGCCCAACAGCAAGUCCAACAACAACAAAAUAACUGGGGUCCAAGGCAGAACUCCUGAGUCAGUCAUUCAUUCAUAGAUAGUGUUUUCGGCCUCUCGAGUGUGCAAUUCUGCUUCUUGGCUGCUCUUUAGGGGAAUAAUGGGAACU
This is a messenger RNA of Mollisia scopiformis, 1813 nucleotides long. RefSeq lists its product as uncharacterized. NCBI's taxonomy places the organism in Eukaryota, Fungi, Ascomycota, Leotiomycetes, Helotiales, Mollisiaceae. Bases 253 to 1725 code for a protein of 490 amino acids. Gene Ontology annotation, biological process: regulation of transcription by RNA polymerase II. Gene Ontology annotation, molecular function: transcription cis-regulatory region binding. Gene Ontology annotation, cellular component: nucleus. The record is from RefSeq and is a predicted model, not a curated record. The transcript has 4 exons.